Messenger RNA from Fonsecaea pedrosoi CBS 271.37, 1518 nucleotides. RefSeq lists its product as uncharacterized. Bases 1 to 1518 code for a protein of 505 amino acids. The transcript has 4 exons. Gene Ontology annotation, molecular function: transmembrane transporter activity. Gene Ontology annotation, biological process: transmembrane transport. NCBI's taxonomy places the organism in Eukaryota, Fungi, Ascomycota, Eurotiomycetes, Chaetothyriales, Herpotrichiellaceae. The record is from RefSeq and is a predicted model, not a curated record.
AUGCCUCCCCUCCCCCCUCGCGAUCACGAAGAUGACGAGGAACGACAACCACUCCUUGGUCCCCAUGACGGGGACGUCGACAGCGCCAGCAGCAGCAGCAGCCAACACAGCCAGGAGACGCACCGGAUCCAGUUCGGCGUGGACGACGGAGAGAACCCCAAAGCCUGGAACGGGAGGAAGAAGCUCCUCAACGUAGGCAUCAUCUCGCUGAUGGCCGUGCUGAGCCCGCUGGCCUCGUCCAUGUUCACCCCGGGCAUCAGCCAGAUCGCCAAAGAUCUGGAUACGAGCGAGCAGAGCGUCAUCGCCACGACGACGGGGUUCGUCAUCACCCUCGGCCUGGGCCCUCUGGUCUGGGCGCCCCUGUCCGAGGACUUUGGCCGCAGGGCCCUGUAUAUCUUCUGUUUCGCCAUCUUUACCCUCCUCCAGGCGGCGUCGGCGUUGAGCCCAAACAUACACACGCUCAUUGCCAUGCGCACCGUGUCGGGCUUCUUCGGCAGUGUCGGGAUAGCCAACGGAGGCGGGACGAUAUCGGACAUGUAUGAUCCGUCUGAACGAGCGGGCAUCUUUGGCUGGUACCUGCUCGGACCCCUUCUAGGCCCGACACUUGGGCCUCUGUUUGGAGGCGUCAUUGUCAGUCGCUUGGGAUGGAGAUGGAUAUAUUGGAUUCUCACCAUCGUCUGUGCCAUCAAUACCGCAAUUGGUUACUUCUUCCUCAAAGAAACGUACGCACCGGUCCUCCUAGGUCGUCGCAAAGCCGAUCUGGCCCAACAAGAUUCUCAAGGUCUGGGGAAGAAGACGAAGUACUACUUCGAUGGCGAGGACGAGCGACCACUCUCCCAGAAGCUCCAGGAGAGCAUGAAACGGCCAUUCGUUAUUUUCGUCCAGCCGAUGGUGCUGAUCAUGAGCAUGUACCAAGCCCUGAUCUUUGGCACCACGUAUAGCAUCUACACCAACAUGCAGAGCAUCUACUCGCAACAACCCUACAGUUUCAGCUCAGAGCAAAUUGGCCUCUUGUAUCUAGGACCAGGACUGGGAUUCCUGACCUCGGUCCGGUUCCUCGUUCCUCGCAUCGACACCGUCUUCAACAGACUGACAGAGAAGCAUGGUGGGAAGCCGCUCCCUGAGUACCGCUUGCCACUCGCAAAUAUCGGCAGCGUUCUGAUCCCUGUGAGUCUCUUCUGGUUCGCAUGGACUGUCCAAUUCCGUGCUCACUGGCUUGCGAGCAUUGCGGCGACAUAUUUCUACGGGGUGGGUCAAGUGGUGGUCUUCAAUGCCGUUCAGAAUUAUUACAUCGAUUCCUUCUCGACGUACGCCGCCUCAGCCAUUGCAGGAGGGUCUGUAUUCCGGAGUCUGGUAGGCGGUAUAGUCCCCCUGUUUGCGCCGCUUCUGUUUGAAAAGCUAGGCUAUGGAUGGGGGAUCAGCUGCUUCGGAUUCCUUGCGGUGAUGAUAGCGCCGAGUCCGUUAUUGUUUUAUUAUUUCGGUGGGCGGGUAAGGGAAAAGUUUCAGAUCACAUUUUGA